UCCCUCUCUCUCUCUCUCUCUCUCUCGCGCUCGUUCUCGAGUUCGGUCUCGGUCUCCCCACCGUCCCUUUCGUUCCUUCCUGGCCUUCCCUUCGCAGGCAAACGGGAGAGACGAGCUCGGUCAUAUAAGAAGUCCGUGCUUGCUGCUCGCCCUGUCUCUUUGUCUUCUCGAGGUCGUCGUCCUGUCCGUCUGUCUGUCCGCUCGCGCGCCCGCCCGCCUGUCCGUCCUUCGUCGGCUCCGGCGUGCGAGACCGGGUCCAUUUGUUGGGAUCUGCUCGGCGAGGCGCAGAGGGAGCGGCACGAGAGGAGAGGAGAGAGAGGAGGCUCGAAGGCAGAUCGGUCCCUGAUUUCGACGCUCGCUCGAUCGAUUGAUUGUGUUCUGACAGCACGGGGCGCAUUUUGUUCGGCCUCCGGAUUCGCUCUCUGCUCUCGUCUUGCGGGGAGAGCGAGAGAUCUGGUGGUGGGUGGGUGAGUGAGUGAGUGAAGGAGGAGCCCGACAGAGGGAUCACAAUGGCCGCUGUCGCAGCUGCUCAGGAGCAAAAGAAGCCGGGCGCCGUAUGGACCACCGUGAAGCCUUUCAUGAAUGGAGGGCUCGCCGGUAUGGGGGCGACCUGCGUCAUCCAGCCCGUGGACAUGAUUAAAGUGCGCAUCCAGCUCGGACAGGGAACCGCGACCGAGGUCACGAGGAACAUGUUGAAAAACGACGGUGUCGCUGCUUUCUACAAGGGUCUUUCGGCUGGACUUCUUAGACAAGCGACUUACACCACCGCUAGGCUUGGAACUUUCCGCGUGUUGACCGGAAAGGCUAUCGCUGCCAACGAUGGAAAGCCGCUUCCUUUGUACCAGAAGGCUCUGUGUGGAUUGACGGCCGGAGCCAUUGGAGCUUGCGUUGGAAGUCCCGCAGAUCUGGCUCUGAUUAGGAUGCAAGCCGAUGCCACUCUGCCUCUAGCUCAACGAAGGAACUACCAGAACGCCUUCCACGCAUUGUACCGGAUCAGUGCGGACGAAGGAGUGUUGGCUUUGUGGAAGGGUGCUGGUCCUACCGUGACGAGAGCUAUGGCCUUGAACAUGGGAAUGUUGGCUUCCUACGAUCAAACCGCGGAAAUGUUGAAGGAGAUGGGAUUCGGCGACAUUCAAAGUGUGCUUGGUGCUAGUGCCGUGUCUGGUUUCUUCGCUUCUGCUUGCAGUUUGCCCUUCGAUUUCGUGAAGACACAAAUUCAGAAGAUGCAGCCUGGGCCCGACGGGAAGUACCCAUACACCGGAUCAAUCGACUGCGCCAUGCAAACUUUGAAGAGCCACGGCCCGAUGAAAUUCUACUCCGGGUUCGGCACAUACUGUGUCAGGAUUGCGCCCCAUGUCAUGAUGACCUGGCUUUUCCUGAACCAGAUCCAAAAGUUCGAGAAGAACAUUGGACUGUAAAUCGUUCGACGAGCCAGUCAUGCGGCAGUUUGAAUCCAGAUUCAUGUGCAUCAUUGCACAUUCCGUUGUUGGCAUCAUCAGCCAUGACACGCCCAACUAGGGUUUUUAUAUUAUAGAGUCUCUUCGCCGGUUCAACGUCGGUGAAAGUUGUAACCAGUAUUGAAAGGCCAUAACAGCUCUCCGACGAGAAGUAGGUACAUGAGAGUAGGUUCACGACUGCAGGAGCAAGAAUUGUCCAAAAUGUGCCCAGGUGACCUAAUUGAUAGAUUCCAUUGUUUUCUCAGCAAAUAAAAACGUUUUUGUUCAGAGUUGGAGGCACACAGUGAGGUUGCUAAUAUCGAUUGAUCUGUGCUAUUUCGACAAGCGCUGAUUCGACCUAAUCGACAGCUCGUUUUUUCUCUAGGCAAUAGAAACGUUCUCACAUACCGAGCAACAAAAAAGGAGAGCUGAAAACUUGUCCGACUGUGCCAAUUUAAUCGAUGGACCGAUAUUGUUCCUUUUAUAACAGUUUUUAUUGGUACAGUGCAUCUUUACUGUCUCAACUGCUCUCAUUCAUCUCCCGUGUUUCGUCAUGUUGACCUCCUCCUCCUCCUCCUCCU
Molecule: messenger RNA, 2017 nt
Organism: Marchantia polymorpha subsp. ruderalis
Lineage: Eukaryota; Viridiplantae; Streptophyta; Marchantiopsida; Marchantiales; Marchantiaceae
Source: the annotation of a GenBank genome assembly